Annulohypoxylon truncatum is the source of this 1833-nucleotide messenger RNA. RefSeq names its product P-loop containing nucleoside triphosphate hydrolase protein. Gene Ontology annotation, biological process: proteasome-mediated ubiquitin-dependent protein catabolic process. Gene Ontology annotation, molecular function: ATP binding; proteasome-activating activity; ATP hydrolysis activity. The record is from RefSeq and is a predicted model, not a curated record. The coding region runs from base 218 to 1537 and encodes 439 amino acids. Lineage: Eukaryota; Fungi; Ascomycota; Sordariomycetes; Xylariales; Hypoxylaceae. The transcript has 3 exons. Gene Ontology annotation, cellular component: proteasome regulatory particle, base subcomplex.
CUAUCAUCAGCAACAACCCUGAACUUCGCCUAGCCCAAGCUUCUGGUUGCCAUUCGCAACUUUCUAACUUCCCAACUUCAUCACCAAUCAAUCCGUCCACCCCCAAACAAUACUCAACCACCUUAACAAAUUUAUCCUCACACUCUCUUGUUCAUUCGCUUCUUUUUAUUCCCAUAAAUACUACUGAGCUCCUUGAUAACAGGAGCCUCUUAACAAAAUGCCUUCUGCCACCGGAUCAAGUUGGGAGAAGUACAGGAAGAACUUCGCCGACGAUGAAAUAGAAGAGAAGAAGAUCACACCUCUAUCAGACGAAGAUAUCCAAGUUCUGAAGACCUACGGCGCGGCACCCUACGGUACGGCGAUCAAGAACCUAGAGAAGCAGAUCAAGGAGAAGCAACAGGCUGUGGAUGAAAAGAUCGGUGUUAAGGAAUCUGAUACGGGACUCGCCGCACCUCAUCUGUGGGAUGUCGCCGCCGACCGUCAACGCAUGUCCGAGGAGCAGCCGCUUCAGGUAGCGCGGUGCACCAAGAUCAUUGCCGACCCGAAGGACGAGACGAAGAGCAAAUACGUCAUCAACGUCAAGCAAAUCGCGAAGUUUGUCGUUCAGCUAGGCGAGCGUGUAUCGCCUACCGACAUAGAGGAAGGUAUGCGGGUAGGCGUCGACCGAAAUAAAUACCAGAUUCUCUUACCUCUGCCACCCAAGAUCGACGCUAGUGUUACUAUGAUGACGGUGGAAGAGAAGCCGGACGUUACCUAUGGCGAUGUCGGUGGCUGCAAGGAACAGGUUGAGAAGUUAAGAGAAGUCGUCGAGAUGCCGCUGCUGUCGCCCGAGCGGUUUGUCAAUCUCGGUAUUGAUCCUCCGAAGGGUGCUCUGCUAUAUGGUCCCCCCGGUACCGGAAAGACUCUCUGCGCCCGAGCUGUCGCAAACAGAACGGAUGCCACAUUUAUCCGAGUUAUCGGUAGCGAACUAGUACAGAAGUACGUCGGCGAAGGAGCUAGAAUGGUGCGAGAGCUCUUCGAGAUGGCACGAACCAAGAAGGCUUGUAUCAUCUUCUUCGACGAAAUCGAUGCAGUUGGCGGUGCUCGAUUCGACGACGGAGCCGGCGGAGACAACGAGGUCCAGCGAACUAUGUUAGAACUCAUCACCCAACUAGACGGUUUCGACGCCCGUGGAAACAUCAAGGUCAUGUUCGCGACGAACAGACCCUCUACGUUGGACCCUGCGCUCAUGAGACCUGGUCGUAUCGAUCGCAAGAUUGAGUUCUCCUUGCCGGAUCUCGAGGGACGCGCAAACAUCUUACGGAUCCACGCCAAGAGUAUGUCGGUGGAGCGUGAUAUCCGAUGGGAGCUGAUCUCCCGUCUCUGCCCCAACGCUACCGGUGCCGAGCUACGCAGUGUCUGUACAGAGGCAGGCAUGUUCGCCAUCCGAGCGAGAAGGAAGGUCGCCUCGGAGAAGGACUUCCUGAGCGCCGUGGACAAGGUUAUCAAGGGUAACCUGAAAUUCAACUCGACCGCCACGUACAUGCAAUACAAUUAGAAAGCGAAACUACUUGGGCCGUGAGGCCUGAAAUGUACGAGUAGAUAGAUAAUGGGACAAAUGGCUGCACUGGAUUUCUGUAUUCCGAGGUAGCUAUCAAUAAGCAUGGCUAAUGAAGCGCUAUAGCGCCGUUCUCGCUUUGUAAUAUGCAUUGUAGAGACAUAAAGUCUGCAAUAGGGGCAUGCGAUUCCUGCUGAGCAAAGCUCUUCAAACAGUAUCUACACAAUGAUCUUCCUGACAAUACGUUCCGUGUGCCCAUCCACUAUUAUUACAAGCUGCAUCAUAAGCCCUGGCAG